This is a messenger RNA of Salpingoeca rosetta, 2166 nucleotides long. RefSeq names its product mosaic virus helicase domain binding protein. Gene Ontology annotation, molecular function: ATP hydrolysis activity; ATP binding; microtubule severing ATPase activity. The record is from RefSeq and is a predicted model, not a curated record. Bases 116 to 2068 code for a protein of 650 amino acids. The transcript has 13 exons. Lineage: Eukaryota; Choanoflagellata; Craspedida; Salpingoecidae.
GCACAAGGUAAAAAUUGACUUUGGAGAAACAAGAGAAGAAGAGAAAGCGGAAACAGCAAGAGGAUACGAACGUGUUCGCGCCAAGCAAGCAAGCCACUGCUGCACGCAAGCUGAGAUGUCUGUGGCAGGGAGCUGGCAGCGGCUUCGGCUGCACACAGUGGACCAAGACCAACUGGGUGAGAGCGAUCUGCGGGUACACAUGUCUGCCGCGGACGUGCUGUUGGCGCUGACGAGCACGACAAGCGCGGACCGGGAGGUGCUCAAGGCAGACCACGACCUGCUGUACCACCGAUACGCAGACGUCGUGGACGCGCGCCCCAUCCCAAAGAUGCAGCCCAUCCAGACCUCCUACAUCACCUUGCACGACAUCAAGGCCAUGGCACAGGAAAAGCAACAGCAACGGCAACGCGAGGAGGAGGAGCAGCAGCAGCAGCACGAAGGAGACGACAACGGCGUCAUGGACACCAGCACUGACAAUGCCGAGCAGCCGCCGAAGCAGUGGGAUUGGACGUUCCUGGGACCCGUGCAACAGCAGCCACCGCCACCACAACGCCCACAGCAGCCACAACAGCAACAACCGCGCCAACUGCCGCCAAACGUGCGCGAGGAGCUGCUGCACCUGAAGCGGGAGAAUGCGAAGAUGACGCGUGCCCUAUCCACGAUGCAGGCCAAGGAGGCCGCGUUACAGGAGCGCGUGCGGCACCUCCAGCGCGAGAACGCAGAGGCUGCAACCAAACGCGCAAAGCGCGCCAACGAGUAUCCAGGUCCGUCCAGUCACCACCACAACUACCAUAACCAGCACCAGCACCAGCACCAACACCCUCGCGCCUUCCACGGCAGGUCACGGAGCAGGGGUGCUGGUGACGACGACGAUGACGACGGCGACCACGCGCGAUCAGCGUCGCCAUUCCUCACAGCAGCAGAGCAGCUGCAUCGGGACCAGGCGAAGAAGCGUGGCAAUGGAAAUAGUGGUGGUGGUGGUGGCGGUAUGGGCGGUGCACGGCGCCCAGGCCUCUCCCGCCCACCCGGCAGGAAGUCAGUCAAGUCCAGCUUCGUGUCGCCAUUUCGACAGGACGAACGAAACAGCAGCAGCAGCGGUGGGCAGCGACGACGACCAAACGACAGCACAAACAGUAGCGGCGGUGGCGAUCAGAGCCGGUUCCUGAAGAACGUGGACGAAGCGCUGGUGGAGCGCAUUCGAAGCGAAAUCAUGGAACACAACCCAAACAUUGCGUGGGACGACAUUGCCGGUUUGGAGGAGGCAAAGCGCGCCAUCCAGGAGAUGGUGGUCUGGCCCAUGAUGCGCCCCGACCUGUUCAAAGGGCUGCGUGCCAUGCCCAAGGGCGUGCUGCUGUUUGGACCCCCAGGAACAGGCAAGACCCUCAUCGGCAAGUGUAUCGCAAGCCAGUCCAAGGCAACGUUCUUCUCUGUCAGCGCUUCCUCCCUCACGUCAAAAUGGAUUGGGGAGGGCGAGAAGUUGGUGCGGGCGCUGUUUGCGGUGGCGCGCGAGUCACUGCCAUCAGUCAUCUUCAUCGACGAGAUUGAUUCGUUGUUGACGCAGCGGGUGGAGGGCGAGCACGAGAGCUCCCGCCGCAUCAAGACUGAAUUCCUCGUCCAGCUGGACGGCGCGUGCACGACAAAGGAGGAGCAGCUGCUGAUUAUCGGCGCAACAAACCGGCCGCAGGAGCUUGAUGAGGCUGCGCGGCGGCGACUGGUGCGACGGCUGUACAUCCCGCUGCCGGACAAGAGCGCACGGCGGCAGAUUGUGGUCAACCUGCUGUCCCAGGACCAGGCAUACACGCUCUCCGACACCGAUCUUGAUGCCAUCUGCGACAUGACGAGUGGAUACUCCGGGUCUGAUAUGGACUACCUCUGCAAGGAAGCGGCGCUGUGCCCGAUUCGUGACAUCAAGGACAUCAAUAUGAUCUCCUCAGCAGACGUGCGGCCCAUCUGCCUGGACGACUUUCGACAGGCGGCGCGACAGGUGCGGCCCAGCGUGUCGCAGGCCCAGAUCAACGCAUACGUCGAGUGGGACCAGCAGUUUGGCUCGCACCUCGGAUCCGCGUGACAAGCACGACUCUAGGGUACAGUGGAGAAUGGGUGGCGGUGGUGCGUGUGAUGUACAUGAUUGAAUGCACUGAAAGUAAAGACGUAAGCGAGAGCGCA